GGGAAGAGUGCUCAACUCACAGAGAGAAAAGUAAAACAUGGCUAACUCCUGCCUUUUCUCUUUGCUCUUGUUCUCUUCCCUUGUUCUGGCCUCUCACUUCCGAGCCAUCCAGGCACAGUCCAAGCCUCCCAUCGUCAAGGGCCUCUCUUGGACCUUCUACGAUUCUACCUGCCCCACUCUCGAAUCCAUCGUCACAGACCAUCUCCAAUCUGUCUUCCAGAAGGACACCGGCCAAGCCCCUGCCCUGCUUCGCAUCCUCUUCCACGAUUGCUUCGUCCAGGGUUGUGAUGGGUCCAUAUUGCUGGACGCGAUUCCGCCAAGCAAUCAGAGCGAGAGAGACUCCAGAUCCAACGGCGGCAUUAGGACGGAGGCAUUGCAGACUAUCGACGAUAUCAGAGCUCUCGUCCACCAGAAAUGUGGAUCAGUUGUCUCCUGCUCUGAUAUCGUCGCUCUCGCCGGACGUGAUGCUGUUGUCCUGACAGGAGGGCCAAACUUCCCCGUCCCUCUCGGAAGACGAGACAGCCUGACCUUAAACUUCGACGAGACCAGCAACCUCCCGUCUCCCUUCGCCAACACCACCGGCACCAUCAAGACCUUCGCCGACCAGAAGUUUGACGUCACCGACGUGGUCGCCCUCUCCGGCGCCCACACCUUCGGCCGGGCCCACUGCAGCUCCUUCUCAGACCGCGUCUCCGGCACGAGCCCGGCUCCCAUCGACCAGACCCUCCUGAAGAACCUCAAGGCCACCUGUCCCAGCGCGUCCUCGCCAAACACCGCAAACCUGGACAUCCGAACUCCCAACCAGUUCGACAACAAGUACUACAUCGACCUGAUGAACCGGCAGGGACUGUUCACGUCGGAUCAGGACCUGUUUUCCGAUGCCCGGACGAAGAAGUUGGUGCAGAGUUUUGCGCUGGACCAGAAGUUGUUCUUCGAGAAGUUCAGCAACGCGAUGACAAAGAUGAGUCAGCUGAGGGUCUUGACGGGGAAGCAAGGGGAGAUCAGAGCCAAGUGUAAUCUGAGGAACAGUGGGAAGAAGUCUGUGUUGGCUUCCGUGGUGGAAGAGAUGGUUGAAGUGGCUGAACGGUUUUAGAUGGGCUAAGCCAUGGAUAUGUUGCGGUACUACGUUUUAAUCCUUUUAACGCUUUGUUUUAUGUAUCAGAAGAGUGGGAUCUCAGACACUUGUACGGAGUUUGAUGGCUUGGAUAAUAAUUUGUGGAAGGUUUAGGAGGAUCCCAACUCUUGCCCUGAUACACGCUUGACGCUUCUUGCUAUUGUUGUGUGGCGACCCUGCCUUGAGAUGUGUAGUGUUGUAAUAAGUAGAAAGAAGUCCUAUUUUGUGGA
Molecule: messenger RNA, 1344 nt
Organism: Prosopis cineraria
Lineage: Eukaryota; Viridiplantae; Streptophyta; Magnoliopsida; Fabales; Fabaceae
Product: peroxidase 12-like
Exons: 3
Coding region: 38-1093 (351 amino acids)
Biological process (GO): response to oxidative stress; hydrogen peroxide catabolic process
Molecular function (GO): peroxidase activity; heme binding
Source: RefSeq, a predicted model, not a curated record